Molecule: messenger RNA, 153 nt
Organism: Laccaria bicolor S238N-H82
Lineage: Eukaryota; Fungi; Basidiomycota; Agaricomycetes; Agaricales; Hydnangiaceae
Exons: 4
Cellular component (GO): membrane
Source: RefSeq, a predicted model, not a curated record
UCGUCAAGUACUGACAUUGUUCUGUACUUCAUGGCAAUCUUGUUGCCGCCGCUGCCUGUGUUCAUGAAGCGUGGAUGUGAAAUAGAUCUAUGGAUCAACAUUAUUCUCUGCAUCUUUGCCUGGAUACCGGGGAUAAUCCACGCUUGGUCUGUA